Fusarium redolens is the source of this 1243-nucleotide messenger RNA. RefSeq names its product Deuterolysin metalloprotease family-domain-containing protein. Gene Ontology annotation, biological process: proteolysis. The record is from RefSeq and is a predicted model, not a curated record. The coding region runs from base 146 to 1231 and encodes 361 amino acids. The transcript has 3 exons. NCBI's taxonomy places the organism in Eukaryota, Fungi, Ascomycota, Sordariomycetes, Hypocreales, Nectriaceae. Gene Ontology annotation, molecular function: metalloendopeptidase activity.
GCAGUGGGUUUACUUCUGUUCUAGGCAUUGCUCCCGGACAAGGGGCUCGAGCUUUGCUGUCUCCCCUUAGACAUAUAAAGCAUUGCCGGAUCAGCUGAGUUAAAAAUUCAUAGAACUAUUUGUCUCUUCAUUCACGACGUUCGAGAUGCGAUUCUCUCCGAUAUUGGCUUUAGUAGCCUGUCUUGCGCCUACCGUUCAGGCGCAUUUGCCUCGCUAUAAGCAUGCGCGAAACAGCGACGCAUUGACGGUCUCAUUGGAGCCUGUCCUCGGACAAUCGACGCAGGUCAAUGUCUCUAUCAAGAACGACGCCGGUUCUGAUUUGAGCCUCCUAAAAAUUGGUACAAUUCUUGAUGAGAGACCUGUCAAGAAGCUCUCCCUGAAGGAUGAGAGCGGAAAUGAAGUUCCUUUCAUGGGCAUUGAGCUGAGCCUUUACUACGAUGGACUCAAGACCAACCACUUUGAGAAGCUCAGAACCGGGUCAUCUAUCUUUCGAAUUGUCGACUUGUCGACCAUGUAUGAUUUGAAACCCGGUACAUACUCUGUAUAUGCGGAAGGCAGUCUCACUGUAGUGUCUAAGGAAUCCGGCAAGCCAACUCCCGCUGCGUUGAAGUCUGAGGCCAUCCAUAUCAAGAUCAACAACGCUUCAUCAGCUGAAUCAAAGCAAAAAGCAUCAAAGCGUACCAUUCUCCAGGAGGACUCAUGCACCGCCGAGAAGCUCGAACUCACUGCCAACAGUGUCAAGAACUGCGAAACUCUGGCUCGAGCCGCAGCGAAAGACGCGUCUGACGUUCACUCUGCUCGAUUCGUUGAGUACUUCAAGUCGAACGAGACCAAAGCACGAGAGCACGUCACAGGUCGACUUCUCGCCGUCGCUGAAGAGUGUUCCACUUCGGAUAGUGGCAACACACGAGUCUUUUGCAGAGAUGAGAUUGGAUACUGCGAAACCGACGGUCCCUUGAUCGCUUACACGACUUGGGUUAAUGGCUAUGUCACCAUGUGUCCGCUGUUCUAUGAUACACUGCCACCGCUGCCACAGAAGUGUCAUAAGCAGGACCACGCCACCACGACAAUUCACGAGAUGACGCAUGCUAGAGCCGUGUAUGAGCAGGAGGUUUCAACUCAAGAUUAUGCCUAUGGCUAUGAAAACUCUACUGCUUUGGAUCCUCUGUCUUGCCUUUACAAUGCUGAUUCGUAUUCUCUUUACGCCAACGCGGUUUACUUGGAUUGUUAGAGAUAUUGGGCG